Messenger RNA from Lotus japonicus, 1353 nucleotides. RefSeq lists its product as uncharacterized. The transcript is spliced from 3 exons. The coding region runs from base 1 to 1353 and encodes 450 amino acids. NCBI's taxonomy places the organism in Eukaryota, Viridiplantae, Streptophyta, Magnoliopsida, Fabales, Fabaceae. The record is from RefSeq and is a predicted model, not a curated record.
AUGGAAAGAUCAGAGAAAGCUGAUUCUGCUGAUCGCAGAGUGUUUCCUAAGUUGGUUGUAGGCCUGACAACUGAAGAUCUUCAGGUUCUCUGCGAAUUGCGAGUCGAUUUCAGGAAUAUCGCAGAAAAUGGGUUGGAUCUUCGUCCAGCAGUUAAGCUUCAAGGCUGGGAAGGAUACUUCAACAGGCUUACUAGACCCAUCUAUGACAAGUUGGUAAAGGAAUUCUGGAAACAUGUUGAUUGUGACGAUCUUCAAGUGGUUUCCUAUGUGCUGGGCAAGAAGAUCAUCAUUACUGAGAGAUUAAUUGCUCUGCUUCUGGGUCCAGACACCAUCAAGGGUUACAGAUUUCAAGCAAAUGAUUCCAAGUUGCGGGCAAUUAAAGACACGAUCAACUCAGUGCUGUAUGCAAAUUGGAAACCUGGAAAGUCUGACUACAAGACUAGAGAGCUUCAUCCUGAUUUGAGGAUCUGGCACAAGAUUAUGCUAAAUUGCUUCAAUCCCAGACCCAUUGGAAGCUCUCCUAACUACAUCAACUUCAAUCAGAAGGUGAUGCUCUACUUCAUCAAGACUGAGCAGAAGAUAUGUCUUCCUUACUUUUUAUUCAACUAUCUGAAGGACUGCAUAAGAAGAUCAAGAACAACUGCAAUUGUGACCAAGAACACGAUCAAGUACAUUCCUUUUGGAAAGUUGCUAUCUGAUCUGUUUGUUGAGAGCAACUUGGUCAAGGACUUGAUUGCUGCAGGAUGCACUGAAGACAUCACCACUCUGACCGGAGAUGCCUUCACUUCUACAACGAUGAAGAGGAUGUGCCUGGUAGAAAAGAAGAUCAAGGCUGACUCUGUCAUCACACCAGAAGAAAUCAAGGGAAGAAGAAUCCCUCUCAAUGAUUAUCCCCUCUGGUAUAAGGCUGAUGAUCCAGAGGCUAUCAUGUACUAUCUUGAGGAUCUGAAGAGUCUCGGAUGUGAGAUUGAUGUAGAUGAGUUCUUCAGAGCUCUUCCAGAAGCUCCUGACUAUGAAUCCCCCAAGAAGAAGAAGACAAAGAGGAAGAAAGAGAAUAUUGCGUGUAGAGAAGCCAAAAGGGGUAGGGGAAUACCUAAGAAAGUUGAGAAGAGAGGUAAAAAGAAGAAGGGCCUUGUUGUGCAUUUCAGUGAGGUUGCUUUGGCGGAGGUUUCAGAUGUAGAUACUUGGUUUGAAAGGGGGGAGAUGAUGCUUUUGCCGACAGAGCUUUCCGAACCUAUGAGUGUUCAGACUAGGGAGUGGAGUGCUCUUUUGAUGGGAAACGAAUGGGAAUGGUGUAUAAUUGUACAUAUGUUGCUUCCAUCAACCAAAUUGCAACCUAGAUUCUUGCAAUGA